AGACAUCAGACGUCAAAAUCAGCUGUGGGUUAGUGUUGUAUAUUUUGAAAUUGUUGUAUUUGCCUAUGUAUAUGAGUAGUUCGUUCUAACUACUGAAUAGAUUUUAAUAUAUUAAGAAAUUUUAACAAAAUAGAACUAAACCUACAUUUCUUUGCAUAGAAUAUACCUACAUAAAAUUGAAAUUUAAUAAGAGCUAUCUUAGAAAACAUAUCUCAGCUAAAUAUAUCUACGGUGAAUAAGUGAAAUUGACAAGAUGAAGCAUCGCUGAUUAUUGAUUUGUGCAUUCACAAUCCUCAGUUCAAGUACGCAGCAAUAGAAUUUGUGCUGCUCCGAAAAAAAUGUAAAAUAUUGUUAAUUGUUAUAAAUAAAAUAAUAACAACAUUUGUGAAAAGAAAGAGAAAUAUCAACUAUUAUUUGUCGAAAUAAAAUUUAUCACGGAAACAUGGAUUUCCCACAGCAAUUGGAAGACCAUGGUAAACUACAAUAAUUGGCACGAAUUGGAUAUAUUUUCAAAACCUUCAAUAAAAAAUUCAUCCUAUUUAACCCGCAAAUAAAGUGGAUAUACAUACAAAAGUGUAUACAUUUUUCCUGUACAUUACUAUUUUAAACUGCAUAUAGAAAUUUUAGUGGAGCGACCACCAUCUUCUUUUGAUGUUAUAAUGGAAUCACCGUUGUGUGCUGUCGCUGAUCUGGAUCGAAAGGCGCAACCAAGUAAAUCUGGCAGCAAGUUCGACAAUUCUUCUACGAUUGAAAAAAUGAAUUCGAGCAUGAAUAGCACAUUGGAUGACACAACGCCAAGUGAUUCUGGAGUGCAGCUGCUUGAUUCUGAAUCAAGCGAAUUCAUGGUAGAAUCUAUUACCUCACAAACUGGUUUCGAAUUUGAAGAAAUCAAAUCAGGCAAUGUACAAGAACGUAGCGAUAGUUAUGAGCAAGUUGCUGUAGUUGCACCGUCAAUCCCAAAUGUUAAAGAACGUCAUUUUGUUAGCUCAGUAUUUGAGGAAAUUGUAGCCGGCUUUGACACAAACUUCAAUGUUACAACAACUGACAAAACGCACAAUUCAGAAGCGAAUGUUCCCAUUGAAGACGCCAUGACUACAAGCACCUGUUCCACCUUUGAUACUACAGAAAAUAUUGUAUAUCGGCGUAAAGCGCGCAAGGCAUCCACUACACCUAAAGCGCCCAAAAAACGAGUAUCCUUUCAUGAAGACAUACUCAAAAAUACUCGCACCGACAAUAUACAUAUUGAACAUGGCUUCAUUACCUAUAAGUCUGGCCGCAAAGCGCUACAACAUAUAGGAGUAUCGGGACGCUAUUCUUGGUGCUCAGAAGGAGAUGCAGGUGCUACAGGUGGUGCAGCUGCACAAUCAGAACUGUGUGCACAUACUCAUGAAGAUGAAGUGGAUCAAAAUAGAUGCGAACAAAGACGCCGAUGUGUUGUCUACCGUAACGCAUGUUCAGAUGUACUAGACUAUGGCAACUCGGAUGUAUACGAUAUGGAGGAGCAAAAAGCAUUACAAUAUGAUAAUUCUGGUGUUUUUGAAUAUAUGCCAAAAGAACGUGACGGUGCUGCUGAUGGUGCUGGUGUAGGACAUGGUGCUGAGGGGCAACAAGUGUUGUAUCGGUGCUCUUGUUCUAGCUCGAAUUCCAGUUUGGACUCGGACGAAAAUGAUAAAAACUCAAAUAGGCAGCAAUAUGGACAAGCGAAAAGCAGUUCAUGCGACUGUAUUGGCAUGAGCAACGCGAACAAUAAUAUUAUCGGCGAUAACUGUUACUUCUCUGAACCGAACAUUGAUAACCUAAAUGAAAAUAAUCCGAAAAAAUCGGUGUGGAACAAGGAGAAAAAACCGAAAUCAAGCUGCUUAAAGAAACCCAAACGAAACACCAAUAUCAUUUACGAACAGGAUCUAAGUACACGCGUCAAAAAAUUUAAUGUGCACGAUAUGAAUCAAUUAAUCGACAACAGUAGCAAAAUGAUUAUUGGUUCAUUAAAAAGUAUAUUCACUAUGCCGCUUCCAGAGCGCGGUGUACCCGAAGGUUCUGAAGAUCUCCAGUCAGUUGUCGAAUGCGUACCAGAAUUGGAACAAGCAACACCGGAGCACAAAGCGAAACCAUUAACUGAAUCAUCAUUUGCACCGCCUUCGCCACCACUUAAGCAAAAGCCUUUUCUAAGUAAAAGCCUUGAUGGCUCUAAAAAGUCGCAGGGCGUUAAGAAAUUCGUACACAAUGUCGACGAGCAAUUGCGUCGUAAGAAUGACGAAGAGAUAUACGCACCGACACGUCAAAGUAGCGCAGAAAAAUCCGCUAUUACCGAGACACCCAGUCGAGUGUUGCAGAGGCAGGAAGAAAUCGAUGCAGACCAACGCCCCGAUCUAGUGGGUACCUUCACACAAAACCAACUCGUCGAUAAACCUACAGAUGUUGACGCGACAAAGCAGCUGCCGGCGGCUGCUGACAAACCGUCACAAUUUCGCAACAAAUUCAUUGUUAAUUGUGAGAGCACAGUUUUCGAGCACACAGGUGUAUCAUAUUGUUACGACACAAAUGAAAUGCUCGAACUUGAUUUGGACACAGCUAGUAAUACGCCUGGAAGUAUUGCGUCGAGCUUGUUACUGGAAAGUGAAACCCCCAUUGCACAACCGGAGCCAGAUCAUUUACGUAGUGCUUUCAGCGCUGCGCCCAUAGCAAAAACAUUUUCGAACUUCUUUCGCAGUUUUAAUAAAGAUUCAGUCGCAACACCCAGCACUAAGAAAUCUUCAGCGACUAAAAAUGUAAUUAACGUUGUGGAAGAUACACAGAGAGCAGGCGCUGAUAAUAAUUCUUUACCCAAAAUUCAACAAAAUUCAUUCAACGAAGCCACCGAUCUAAAACAACCUCUUAAACAUCCAUUGCCAAACACGUUCUCAUCGUCUACAAUAUCCGAUCUGACCAAUUCUAGUGCAUGCUCAUUACCGCAGGCACAAUCGAAAGCAACAACCAGUUCGUCACUCAACGUUGGCAGCGUAGGUAAUAACAGCAACAAUAGUUUGGCUAUAGGACAAGAUUUGCGUGGCAAUGUAGAAAAACAACAACGCCACUUGCCCUCGCCACUGAAAAAGCGAGUAAGUGGCGGUAAUUUAGCUACACAACCGCAACGCUAUGGAACAAGUCUUGUUGGCGGUGGAAAUAUGGCGCUUUGUCAUCCCGAACCAACAUUCCUCAGUCCGGAUAUUUUCAAUUUGGGCAGCACUCCGGUCCUAGCAAACAGCACGCCUGUUGGCAGCGGUGGAGGCAGUGCUGGUGGCUACAUUGGCGUACGCGGUAAUGGUGGGCGCGAUUCGAAGAGUACUAUACUCAGCGAGGAAUUUGAUGAUAUUAUAACCAUAACAACGGAUACGGAUAAAAAUGAAAGUGACAUUGUCAUCGUAGAUUAUCCGAGUGAAACGAGUGAAAGGCAAUUAAUGAAUGACUAUGCGAAUCUCUUGAAGCCACCGCAACCAAACAAUGCGAAAACAUCGUUAAUUAAUCGCUUCUUACGUAAUGUAACACAGAAAAAGAUACUCGAAUCUUCGAUACGCAAAAAUAAUUUCUUUGCUGACAAAUUACGUAGUGAGCAGAAACUCUUCUCUGGCAAUUUAUAUGUACCAGGUGUAAGGCCUAAAAAUUAUGAACUGAUUGACGAUUUGAAUGCCGAAAUAGCGAUGGAGAUCGAAAUGUCGGGUGCGAAUUCGCCGCGGCACGAAUUAGCACAAAUUGAGAACCUACCGGGCGAUGUGGCACGCUUUGAACUUGGUAUUGGUGAAAUAUCGAUUGAUAUAUUUAAUGGAAACUAUUUGCAUAUACUAAGAGAUCCUGCAGAGCAGCUUAUGAAGGUCUUCAAAUUAUACACCGGCUAUAGUCGUGAAGGCUAUAUGACACCGGUUUUAGUUUUCCUUACCGAUCGCACAUUGUACGUAACGGAUUUGGUGCGCAAUCGUUUAUGUUCGAAAUUCGUGCUCGCCUAUGUCGAGCUGGAUGUGAUAUUAAUGGGUCCCUUUGGCAAUACGGUGUUACUCAGCAAUAGCGCACGCGACAUGCAACAGGUAUUGUUAGCUGGUGGCCCGUAUCCCGCUGAUGGUUUGGUAGCAAAUUUGGAGAUGUGCGCGCGUCGCAGUGGCUCUUCACUACCUGCUGUCGGACAAUUGUCGUUUGCUCAUCUUGCACCACUACAAGCAUUUGUACGGGAAAAUUCAUCGGUUGGUGCAACAGACACUUGGAUGUACUAUGCGGUGGUGAAUGUUCCAGCUGGCGUCCUAGGUAGUGAGCAAGAACCCUUGGGACCGCACAUUAAAGGUUUUCUCAUGCAUCGACGCAUAAAAGAUCACCAGGCGAGUAAUAGCGCCAGGCAUAUCUGGAAUCCCGGUUAUUUCUUGUUGAAGGCUGGUGUUUUAUACAUGUUUAAUGACUCAACUCAGAAAAUACCAAGCUGGGCUGUGGCACUCGCUGAAUGUCAAGGUGCACGUCGCUCUCUCAAAGCUGGGAGACCACAUUGUUUCGAGAUCAUUUUGAAGGGUCAACUAUUGCAAUUAGCCGCACCGGAUGAGUAUGUAGCCUCGGAGUGGUUGCAAGCGCUGUUGCAAACUGCGAGUGGUCUGUUUGAAAUGCAGGAAAAGCAUAAAACUCUUGGUUGCACGCUAGUAGUGACACAGCAUCAUUUGAUAACUUUGCGUGAAGAUUUUUCGGCGCCAUUAAAGCAAAUUAAGUUACAUACAGCUGAUACAGAAAAUACGCAAAAUGUAGCAAGUUGUGGCAAGGAUUUUCCAGCUCGCGUCAAUGAUGAAUACAGUCUAACAGCAGGCGAAACAGGAAGCAUGCUAAGUUCAGCAAUGAGCACACCAACCCGUUUCGCACCAAGAUCUUGCUCAUCAGUGAAUUCAACACCCACUAAACUUUCCCAAUUAUCACAGUCUACAACCACAUGCGCCGACAAUACCACACAUUCAAUUUCUACAAAUGCCACCACCACCAAUGCCACAUCAUUAGCCACAACCACCAACUAUUCACGACAAGUUCCGACGGAAUGUGCUAUGCAAACGGAAACUCGUUACUCCAAUAUGUAUAGUGUGUAUGGGAAAGAUUCUGGUCUAGAGAUACUCACUUGUGCGGAUAUAAAAGAAAUGACGGGCAUUAAAAUACCAUCGCACAAUGACACAUGGUGGUGUGUGCUGGAGUUCUCUUGCCAAGAGGUGCGGGACAGCACCGAUGAUUUGGUGGUCUUCUUUGCGAGCAGCUCGGAAAUGCAACGUUUCUUACGACUGCUCGAGCAGUUGUGGCAGGCAAAGAAUAAUGAUUUAUUCCCAAUAACGGUGUUGGAUGAGGACGACUUAAUAGCUGAGCAAUGCACCACGCUUUAUAUGGAUAUAAAUCGUGCGUGGGAACCGCUACUCUCUGCAGCCAUGGGCUAUCCAUUGUGAGAAGUUUUCAGCAAAAAGGCCGUUAUGAAUUAAGAGCUAACAAUUUGCAGUGUUGAGAAGGACAAAUAGAGCAGUAUUUUUUCAAAUUAACCGCUGGAUGAUGGAAAAAGGUGUCAGUAAAUAAAAAUUAAGCAUUAUAAAAGCUUUCGUACUCUCAAAACGUAACUCAAACUAAAUUGCAAUAUCAAGUACAUAUUUGCAUGAAUACAAAAACAAACACAUAAUCACACAAGCGAAAUGGACAGUUAUUACAACUAAUAUGUCAAGAUAGUUAAGCGAUGAAGUGAGUUUCGAUGUGAAUUAAUAUAAAAUUAUGGUGAAUUGAUAAGAAGUCAUUGUACAACAUUAAAUGGUAAUACAUUUUGGCUAUUCUGUGCUUUUUUUUUCAAAGUACUAAAUAAUUAUAUCUUCGUUACUUAUUGGAAUAUUUAACUGUACUAAUUUUGUUAUUACGAAAAUAGUGAAGAAGUUUGUUUAAAAUGUAAUGGAUAUCAAGAAGUAUGCCACUUUUCAUUAUUUUUUUUUUCUUGCACAAUCUGCGAUAACUACAAAUAUCAAGAAAAUGCGCUUGCAUAAUAAUUUUCUCAUGCAUAUAAUUUAAAUGUUUUCAAAAUGUAUUUAUUUUCAGCGCUAAAUUUUCUUAAGUCUGCGCAAAUUUUUAUUCAGAUUUCCAACUAUAUCAUAAAUUUUAUUAGUCAUAUAGUUUCCCCCUUUCAAAAGUAAUGAUUGCAUCUAAGCAAAUGUGUUAUAAAAGGCAUACAUACAUACAUCUAGUGUCGUAUUGUCAAAGCGAAACUUUAUCAUUUCAUACAACAUCGCCAUUAAAAUUAAGUUUAUGCUAUAGUAAAUCGUGAUAUAUUCAUUUAAGCUUACCUAAAUAUUUAUUUUUGUUAUAAUGUUUAUAUUGAAUAUCAAAAAAAUGUAAUUUUUAUGUAAGAUGAAAUAUGAAACUGUUGAAUAUAAUAUUUUUGAUUUUUAAAUUUUGUGUAUAAAAUAUAUAUUUUAUAUUUAGUUAGCUAGGCUAACAGUUGCAGUUGAUGUGUUUUCACAUCAUUUAACGCUUUCAUAUUGUGAUUUUUUUCCAAUAUAUAUUGUAAGCACUUUUUGGAAUAUUUUUUCACCUUUGUGUGUGGGCGUGCUGGAGCGUAUAAAAUUCACUUGUAGAAAACAGCACAAAAGACAUUAGCGAAAUAAUUAAUUCUCAAAUGGCAAUUGUUAUUGCGAACAAAUAUUGUAA
Messenger RNA from Bactrocera oleae (olive fruit fly), 6666 nucleotides. RefSeq names its product pruning defect 1 (gene prd1). The record is from RefSeq and is a predicted model, not a curated record. NCBI's taxonomy places the organism in Eukaryota, Metazoa, Arthropoda, Insecta, Diptera, Tephritidae. Gene Ontology annotation, molecular function: kinesin binding. Gene Ontology annotation, cellular component: endosome membrane. Gene Ontology annotation, biological process: regulation of protein localization; Golgi organization; lysosome localization.